Molecule: messenger RNA, 1609 nt
Organism: Morone saxatilis (striped sea-bass)
Lineage: Eukaryota; Metazoa; Chordata; Actinopteri; Moronidae
Gene: gdap1l1
Product: ganglioside induced differentiation associated protein 1-like 1
Exons: 6
Coding region: 67-1167 (366 amino acids)
Source: RefSeq, a predicted model, not a curated record
CUCUCUCUCUCUCUCCUCUUCUCUCCCUCCUCGCUCCUCUCCUCCACACGCACAAAACGCUCUGUCAUGGCGUCUUCCAACCAUGUUACCCCCACCAACUGUAGCUGGUGGCCCAUCUCAGCGAUGGACGAGGACGGCAAAAUCACAGACGGGGAGGAGUGCGAAGAGCCCACGGCGGAGCCCAAACCCUUCAAUAAAGACAGGCUCGUUUUGUACCACUGGACGCAGUCUUUCACCUCCCAAAAGGUACGUCUAGUCAUUAAUGAGAAGGGUCUGGUCUGUGAGGAGAGGGAUGUGAGCUUGCCGCUGCAGGAGCACAAGGAGCCCUGGUUCAUGAGGCUGAAUCUGGGUGAGGAGGUGCCCGUCUUCCUCCACGGAGACAACAUCAUCAGUGACUACAACCAGAUUAUAGAUUACCUGGAGAAAAACUUUGUGGGAGAGACGGUGGCUCAGCUGAUUCCUGAUGCAGAUUCGCCUCUCCACGAACGUGUGCAGCAGUACCGUCAGCUACUGGAUGGUCUGCCCAUGGACGCUUACACACACGGAUGCAUCCUCCAUCCAGAGCUCACCACAGACUCUAUGAUCCCAAAGUACGCCACCGCAGAAAUACGUAGACAUCUGGCCAAUGCUGCGACGGAGCUGAUGAAGUUGGAUCAUGAGGAGCCUCAGCUGACAGAACCGUACCUGUCCAAGCAGAAGAAGCUCAUGGCAAAAAUCUUGGACCACGAUAAUGUGAAUUACCUGAAGAAAAUUCUGGGAGAGUUAGCCAUGGUUCUAGAUCAAGUGGAGGCUGAACUGGAAAAAAGAAAACUAGAGUAUCAAGGUCAGAAAUGUGAGUUGUGGCUAUGUGGACCUGAAUUUACACUAGCUGAUGUCUGCCUCGGAGCCUUGUUGCACAGGCUCAAGUUCUUGGGACUUUCUAAGAAAUACUGGGAGGACGGCAGCCGACCCAACCUGCAGUCCUUUUUUGUGCGUGUGCAAAAACGCUACGCUUUCCGCAAGGUCUUGGGCGACAUCCACACGACCCUUCUGUCGGCGGUCCUACCCAACGCCUUCCGGAUGGUAAAAAAGAAGCCGCCGUCCUUCUUUGGGGCCUCUUUUCUCAUGGGCUCGCUGGGAGGGAUGGGCUACUUUGCCUACUGGUAUUUAAAAAAGAAAUACAUGUAGUGAAUGCCCUCUUGUUGUGUUAAAUGUCUGUGUAAUUGUGUGAUGUUUCAACUUUUCUGUAAUGUUUUAUGACUGCAGGAAAACAUAAUGAAUCUAUAUAGAGAACACUAUUACUUAUGGGUGAACAAAGAAUAUUAAAACAUUCCAUAAUAAGAAAUUCUUGACAGCACAUUUUCUGGUAAUCAAGGCCUUCAUCGAGUUUAAUUUGUGGUAACUCGCCGCUCUUGUGCCGGCGAGUCCUUGUUUAACUUUUGUUGGAGGCAUGCAUCGGGUCCACUUAUACUGAAAAAGUAGAGACCCAGAGAAAAUGUUAAACACAGUAACACCAACAGGGGUUAACUGACCUUCGCAUGCCACUAUUAUAGCCAUUACUCAUGCUCUUCACUCCUCCAUCAGCCUGAGGUUUAACCAGUAAAAACCACAGGGAAUUGUACAUGACAAA